Molecule: messenger RNA, 880 nt
Organism: Rubroshorea leprosula
Lineage: Eukaryota; Viridiplantae; Streptophyta; Magnoliopsida; Malvales; Dipterocarpaceae
Source: the annotation of a GenBank genome assembly
AAUUAAAACCAUCGAACCGCAGCCUCGUGUCAUCAUUUUCUCUCCCUUUUCCCACUUACCAAACAACACCAUUAUUCAAACACUGCAGCAAAGAUGAAUGAAGAGAUGAAUGGUGGUUUUGAGGUUGAGAAUCGUCAGGACAGUGUUCCUGAGAAAAUAGAUUACGUUUUCAAGGUGGUGGUGAUCGGUGACUCUGCCGUCGGGAAGACCCAGAUACUGUCUAGGUUUACUAAGAAUGAGUUCUGUUUUGAUUCCAAGUCCACCAUUGGUGUUGAGUUCCAAACCAGGACAGUCAACAUUAAGGGCAAAGUCAUCAAGGCCCAGAUCUGGGACACUGCCGGCCAAGAAAGGUAUCGGGCAGUUACGAGCGCAUACUACAGAGGCGCAUUAGGGGCCAUGCUGGUUUACGACAUCACUAAGAGACAGAGUUUCGAUCAUGUGGCCAGGUGGGUCGAGGAACUCCGGGCCCACGCCGAUAGUUCCAUCGUUAUCAUGUUGAUUGGAAACAAGGCGGACCUAGUGGACCUCAGGGCGGUUCCGACCGAACACGCGGUGGAGUUCGCGGAGGAUCAGGGCCUGUUUUUCGCCGAGACGUCCGCCCUCAGCGGUGAAAACGUGGACAAAGCGUUUUUCAUUUUGCUGGAGGAAAUUUAUGGUGUGAUUUGUCGUAAGACGUUGGAAGGUGCCGACAAAAAGCCCAACGGCGGUGAUCAAGCCACGGCGCUCAAGGGAAGUAAGAUUGAUGUGAUUUCAGGGUCGGAUUUGGAAAUCAGUGAGAUGAAGAAAUUAUCUUCCUGCUCCUGUUGAUUACUUUAGAGUUUUCGGUGGUGUUUUUCAAUUCGGACAGCUUCGUUUUUUAUUAUAAAAUUGAAAUUAUAAA